Lithohypha guttulata is the source of this 1245-nucleotide messenger RNA. RefSeq lists its product as uncharacterized. The transcript has 3 exons. The coding region runs from base 1 to 1245 and encodes 414 amino acids. Gene Ontology annotation, molecular function: FAD binding; monooxygenase activity. The record is from RefSeq and is a predicted model, not a curated record. Lineage: Eukaryota; Fungi; Ascomycota; Eurotiomycetes; Chaetothyriales; Trichomeriaceae.
AUGAAAGUUAUCAUCAUCGGCGGUGGCCUCAGCGGCCUUAGCUCAGCCCUCGCUCUACGCAAGUACAUCACAAACCAUCCUCUUGAGAUCAAAGUCUACGACAAGCCCGAUCACGCAGAGUCCUCGCAACGUCGUCGGAAGCUAGGAGCUGGGCUGGGACUUCAAUCAAAUGGCUUGCGUGUCCUCGACGACUUGAACACCGGGCUCAGAGAAAAGGUCUACAAUGCUGGCUUCCCUUGCGACCAUUUCAUAUGGAAGACAUCGAGCGACUUCGCCCUGGGACGCGAAUACGUCGACGUUUUGCCUAUUUCACGCCCAUUUCUCGUUGAUUGUCUCAUGCAAUGUCUGCCUGAAGACAUGAUUGUGUACAAGACGAUAUCAAGGGUCAAAGCACGAGAUGGAGCUAGACCAGUCGUUAAUUUCGAGGACGGGAGUCCUCCAGAAGUAGCAGAUCUCGUCGUCGGCGCUGAUGGUGUAGGCAGUAUAGUCAGGAAAGAAAUGUUCGCCAACGGUGAAGCUUACGAUGCCCAGUACUCCGGGAUGUCGGCUGUUGGAGGAGUACUCGAUCUGGCCAUACCCCAGCAUCUAAUUGACGAUCCAAGCAUGAUCUUCGUCAUGGGUUCAGGCGGCAACUUCGGCUAUACUGGCUUGACACAAUCGGACAAGAACAAGUUGCUAUUUUGGUCCAUCUUCAAGACGCCUCUUCUGAAACGUGGACUUGACCACGACUAUGACCUCCUUCACGAGGAGCUUCGAGAGCGUCACCGUGGUUGGACCGACCCUCUGAUUGACAAAUGCAUUGAAAAGGCUGCUAUUGACAACGUUUAUCCCGUCUUUGUGAUGCCGGCGUUGCCGUACUGGGGCAAGAACGGAUGCGUAUUGGUAGGCGACGCUGCGCAUGCUCUGCCUCCCAGAAGCGGACAAGGUUCCAGCCAAGCUUUCGAGGAUGGACAGACGUUGGCGCUCCUGGUAGCUGGCUACUUGGAACGACAUGAUACGACGUUAGCUAUCGACAAGUCUAUCGCUAGCUUGUACAACCUACGACAUGCAAGGAUUGACACGAUCAGGACAAGGGCAUUGGCGUGGGCUGAUCCUGACAUGCCGAUGCCUCAAUGGAAAUUGUACGCGUUGUACGCGUUUAUAUUCAUUAUGGUUAGAGUCAACAACCUGACGAGCCACUUCCAAAGUAUUGACAAGUGGGAUGCAAGAGUUGAGGUCAAGAAGCACUUCUCGGGUGCGCAAUGA